UUCGCCGGAGAUACAUUCCCGUUUCUACGUACAGUACGGUACAGCGCCGACACGACGGGAGUAGCUAGGCGAGUAGCCAGCCAGCCAGCUAGUGUGGUUUGAUUUUUUGAUGAGCAGCUCGUUGGCUAAGGCGGCGGCCGGCGCGAUGGGGAGCAAGGCGGCGCGCGCCUGCGACGGCUGCCUGCGGCGGCGGGCCAGGUGGUACUGCGCCGCGGACGACGCGUUCCUCUGCCAGGCGUGCGACGCGUCGGUGCACUCCGCGAACCCUCUCGCUCGGCGGCACGAGCGAGUGCGCCUGCGGCCCACGUCGCCGCUUCAGGCCGGAGCCGGCGGCCCGCGGGCCAGGCGCGGGGACGAGGUCGUCCCGGCCUGGUUCAAGCGCAAGCCGCGGACCCCGCGCGGCAAGAGCGUCAUCGGGCAUCUGCUGUCGUCGCGGCGGCCCGUCGUGGUGCCGGACGAGGCGUCCGGUGGGGAAGGCUCGCCGGAGGAGCACAAGUUAUUUGAGGGGGAGACUGACGAGGAGGAGCUGCUGUACAGCGUGCCCGUUUUUGACCCCGCCCUCGCGGAGCUCUGCUCGCCGUCGUCGCCGCGGCAUCUCGAAGACUACGCGUCGUGCUGCAACGAGGACCGCGUCGUUGUGCUCGAGAGCCCGACGGAGCCUGCGGCGCCGUCUCUGGCAGUUGAUCAAUUCUUCCCCGACAGCGUCGUCAGCUUCGGCCCCACGGACGCCGAGCUCAUGGAGUUCGCGGCCGACAUGGAAGCGCUUCUUGGCCGCGGCCUGGACGAAGGGACCGAGGAGGAGCCGUUCUGCAUGGAGGCAUUGGGGCUCAUCCAGCCGAUGGUUGACGUGGACGGUGCCGGCGGGCGAGUCAAGAUGGAGACCGACGGCGAGGCUAGAGGCAUGUUUCUGGCGUGCGGCCUCGAGCGGGAGCCGGAGACGGAGGUGUCCGGCAAUAUGCUCGGCAUCGACUUCGACGACGACUACGGCUCACCUCAGGCCACGCCGGACGAGAAUGCGGCCAGCGGGAGUGCCGCACGAUUCCUUCCGAGGAGCCUCUCGCUCAAUCUAAACUACGAGGCCAUCAUCGACAAGUGGGAGAAGUCGCCGUGGGCCGACGGCAAGAGGCCGGACGUCAAGCUCGACGGCUGCUGGCCACACGACUACUCGAUGAGCGUUUGGAUGAUGGGAGGAGUGCUCGUUGGCCAUGGCACGGAGGAGCUGCGAACGCCGAGGACGAAGAUGGACGGCGGCAGGGACGCGCGGGUGUCGCGGUACCGAGAGAAGCGGCGGACGCGGCUCUUCUCCAAGAAGAUUCGGUACGAGGUGCGCAAGCUCAACGCCGAGAAGCGGCCACGGAUGAAGGGCCGCUUCGUCAAGCGGGCCAACGGCGUUGCCGUCGCCACGGCCUGCGUCGCGUAGCUCUGCCGAUCGUGCAAUGCCGUCGGUUUGCAUGCACACGCACAUGACUGCUGCAGGCUGUGUGGGCUCGUGUCAUGAAAUGACAACACAAAACAACUCGUCGAAACUGCUUAAUUUAGUUGCUUUUCUUUUCAAAUAUCCCGAUCACCGAUGUUACUAUCUUGUUGAGGAUCCAAGGAAUUUCCUGUGAUCACGAAGGUCGAAAAUGAAUAAUACUAAAGCUUUUACGAAGAAUCA
Brachypodium distachyon (stiff brome) is the source of this 1657-nucleotide messenger RNA. RefSeq names its product zinc finger protein CONSTANS-LIKE 16. Lineage: Eukaryota; Viridiplantae; Streptophyta; Magnoliopsida; Poales; Poaceae. The transcript has 2 exons. Bases 110 to 1420 code for a protein of 436 amino acids. Gene Ontology annotation, cellular component: nucleus. Gene Ontology annotation, molecular function: zinc ion binding; protein binding. The record is from RefSeq and is a predicted model, not a curated record. Gene Ontology annotation, biological process: regulation of DNA-templated transcription.